AUGGCUCAAAGAAUUGCCAUUGUCUCUGUCUAUGACAAGACAGGUCUGUUGGACCUGGCUAAAGGUCUUGUCCAGCAGAAUGUUCGCAUUCUCGCUUCUGGUGGCACAGCCAAGAUGAUCAGAGAGUCCGGCUUCGCUGUUGAGGAUAUCUCCGCCAUCACCAAAGCACCUGAGAUGCUUGCAGGCCGUGUCAAGACUCUUCACCCCGCUGUCCACGCCGGUAUCUUGGCUCGCAACCUUGCCUCUGACGAGAAAGACCUUGCAGAGCAACACAUUGAUAAGGUCGACUACGUCGUCUGCAACCUCUACCCAUUCAAGGAGACCAUUGCGAAGCCCAAUGUCACAGUCCCUGAGGCUGUUGAAGAGAUCGAUAUCGGUGGUGUCACACUUAUCCGCGCCGCUGCCAAGAACCACUCACGCGUCACCAUUCUCAGUGACCCCAACGACUACGCCGAGUUCCUCAAGGAGCUCGGCGCCGGCGAGAUCAAGGAGUCUAGCCGAAACCGAUACGCCCUCAAGGCAUUCGAGCACACGGCCGAUUACGACGCUAAUAUCUCAUCUUUCUUCCGUUCUCGAUAUGCAGGAAAUGGAGACCAAUACGCCCAACUCCGUUACGGUGCCAACCCCCACCAGAAGCCUGCUUCUGCAUUUGUGAAGUCUGCCAGCCUCCCAUUCAAGACUCUCAAUGGCUCUCCUGGCUAUAUCAACCUGCUGGAUGCUCUGAACAGCUGGCCCUUGGUCAAGGAGCUUAAGGCUGCUCUUGGAAAGCCUGCUGCAGCCAGCUUCAAGCACGUCUCCCCUGCCGGUGCCGCUAUCGGUGUGCCUUUGAGCGCCGAGGAGCGCAAGGUGUACUUCGUCGACGACAUCCAAGGCAUCGAGUCCUCCGCUCUUGCCCAAGCUUACGCCAGAGCGCGUGGUGCCGACCGCAUGAGCAGCUUUGGUGACAUGAUCGCCCUGAGCGACAUCGUUGAUGUGCCUACUGCCAGCAUCAUCUCCAAGGAGGUGUCGGACGGUGUCAUUGCACCUGGCUACGAGGAUGCUGCUCUAGAGAUUCUCAAGAAGAAGAAGGGUGGCAAGUACCUUGUCCUGCAGAUCGACCCUGACUACACCCCCGAAUCUACGGAAACGAGAACCGUUUACGGUGUCACGUUGCAGCAGCACCGGAACGAUGUUGAGAUCACCCCCAGCUCCUUCAGCCGAACCAUUACACCCAAGGACUUCUCCUUGCCCGAGUCUGCUACUCGCGAUCUCACAGUUGCGACCAUUGCUCUGAAGUACACUCAGAGCAACUCAGUCUGCUAUGCCAAGAACGGUCAAGUCGUUGGUCUCGGCGCAGGCCAACAGUCCCGCAUCCACUGCACGCGGCUUGCUGGUGACAAGGCCGACAACCUGUGGUUCCGCUUCCACCCCAAGGUUCUUGGAAUCAAGUGGAAGAAGGGCACCAAGCGCCCUGACAAGAGCAAUGCUAUUGAUCUGUUGGUAAGCGGCGAGCUGCCCAAGUCUGGACCUGAGCGCGAGCAGUUCGAGGCCUUCUUUGACGAGGUUCCUGCGGCCUUCACCGAGGAGGAACGCGAGGAGUGGUCUGCUAAGCAGAGCGACGUCGUUGUCUCCAGUGAUGCCUUUUUCCCCUUCAUUGACAAUGUUUACCGCGCACACCGGUCCGGAGUCAAGUACAUCGCUGCCCCUGCCGGUAGCCAGAAUGAUGGUGCCGUCUUCGAGACAGCGGAAAAGCUUAACAUGGUGUUCGUGGAACAGAACACCAGACUGUUCCACCACUGA
Molecule: messenger RNA, 1779 nt
Organism: Truncatella angustata
Lineage: Eukaryota; Fungi; Ascomycota; Sordariomycetes; Amphisphaeriales; Sporocadaceae
Product: phosphoribosylaminoimidazolecarboxamide formyltransferase/IMP cyclohydrolase
Exons: 3
Coding region: 1-1779 (592 amino acids)
Biological process (GO): 'de novo' IMP biosynthetic process
Cellular component (GO): cytosol
Molecular function (GO): IMP cyclohydrolase activity; phosphoribosylaminoimidazolecarboxamide formyltransferase activity
Source: RefSeq, a predicted model, not a curated record